CCUGUGAAACGACUUCCUCCACCUGGUCCCUACCGUCCGCGUGAGCAAGCGAGGAAGGUAGUGUGCGGAGGAAGGAGGAUCCGCGCGACGUCUUCGUCCCGACGACACACGGCCACGAGUUCCCCCGGUCGCGGCGAACGACCAUCAUCGCGGCGAUGUCGACCAAGCGAAAAAACGCGGGCGGCAAGGCAAAGAGUCGCCCCAAGCAGCGCAAGGUGGAAUACGACGAGGAGGACAUUUCCAGCGAGCACGACUCGGAAGUCGACGACGCUGAAGCCGGCACCAACAUCGACGGCGAGGACGCCGCGGCCGAGGACGCGCUCGCGGACGUCUCGAGCAUGCCCGAGUUACCGGCACCAGAGGGUGGCUGGGGCAAACCUGGAACAUUGCUCAUGUGUGGCCUUACUAAUUGGGAAAUGGCUGGUCGCAAAGCACCGCCUAAAGGAGUAAAAGCAAACGUAGGACGUAGCUUGUGGACGCCGCACACUUUUAAAAACUUGAAUGGCGCAAGAGUACGACUAAUCGCAUCCGGUCCCGCUGCAUCUCACAGCAUUAUCGUUACUGAAGAUAAUAAAUGCAUGGCUUUUGGUAGAAAUGAUAAAGGUCAAUUGGGCGUCGGAGACACCAAGCGUCGCGACGAGCCCACCGAGGUCGAAGCCUUAAAGGGACACACGGUUAUAGGAGCAUUUUGUGGGCGCAACCAUACCUUAUUUUUAACGAGCCGCGGCAUAGUUUUCGCCGCCGGUGACAAUAAACUGGGCCAAUGCGGGGUUGGCAAGAACGACCCAUGUAUCAUGACUGCCACCAAAGUAAAGUAUUCCGGACCGCCGAUAGUGAAAGUGGGAUGCGGUGCGGAGUUUUCGAUGAUUUUGGAUCUCAAAGGUGGCCUGCACUCGUUCGGAUGUCCGGAGUAUGGCGCUUUAGGCCACAACACCGACGGCAAAUACUUCAUCACGAAUACGAAAAUGGCAUUUCAUUACGAGAAAGUGCCUAAGCGUAUCGUUUUAUAUGUGGAGAGGGGUAAGGACGGCCACGCGACGCCGUUGGAUCGCGUUGAGAUCACGGACUUCAGUUGCGGUCAUUACCACACGGUCGCAAUUGACAGCAAGAACCGUGCGUUCUCCUGGGGAUUCGGUGGAAUCGGCCGUCUGGGACAUAACGAGCAACGCGACGAGCUGGUACCGCGUCUUAUAAAAUUUCUGGAACCGCCCAGUCGUGGUGUCCGUGCGGUGCACUGUGGCAGCACGUACAGCAUCGCGAUCAACGUGCAUGGUUCGGCCCUGAUGUUCGGUCAGACUAAGCGCACCGGCGAGGCCAACAUGUAUCCCAAGCCAAUUCAAGAUCUCUCCGGUUGGGAAAUUCGAUGCGUCGGUUGUUCGCAGACGAGCGUAGUGGUCGCGGCCGAUGACUCCGUUAUCGCCUGGGGCCCCAGUCCUACGUUCGGAGAAUUGGGUUUCGGUGAAAUGCGAAAGUCGUCGACGACUCCAAUGGAGGUGAAAGCCUUGGAAGGUUUAUACAUUACUGCCGUUACAUGUGGUCUGUCUCAUACGCUUAUGAUCUGCCGAGACGAUACCGAGGAGGAAAGAGCCAAGAUUAAUAAGCUCCAGGUGUACUCCGUUUAAAGUGUAUUCUUCGACCCGCGUAAAUGGGUCUCUAUUGCGUCACUAUUGCAGAUGAUCGAAUCGGAAGGAGAAUUCUUAUUCCCCUUCAUUGAUCCACAGCUACAUUUCGAGAAAUUUUAACAAAGUAUCAGAGAACGAUAACAAUAGAUCGCCACAAAACGUCCAGAAGAGAUAGGAUUAGAUAUUGCUCUACUUUGUACUUCCAGUUUUUACUUAACGCGCGAAUGAAAGUCGAUAUGUGUAACAUUUGAAAUCCAUUCUGUUAGCAGCUCAGGAUAAUAGACCAAACAAGAUGGAUGCAAAAAUAUAUUUUGAUACGUUGCUAUUUUAUUGAAGUUUGCCGUAAUUUUCAUCGAAAUGGAGAUAGUUUAUUCGUAUAGAGAAGCUGAAGAACUGAAAAGAGAACUAGUAAAGAUCAGCAGUAACUGCCUUCAUUUUUAUCGCUUUCUUAAUGAAUUUACCUGUUCAAAUAGUUUAUAUCAUUGAUUCAUCACAGUAGUACCUGAAUCAUUACAUCUGCAGAAAUCGUUUUUUACAAUACAUAUACAGGGAUAAUCCCUAAAUAGGAUUAAUGCGAGUGAGUCAUCAUUCAACUAGGUAAUAGUUUAACGUUGUACAUGAAUUAAAUUUCGAUGUGUUUUAUUAACUUUAUAGGAAAAUAAUUUAACUUUUUUUUUAUAUAAAACAUGUCAUGGAAGAUAUGCAUGUGUAAUUUUACUUUUAAUUUUAUUUAAGUUUUUAUACGUAAAAUUUCAAUUAAUAUCACUUAUUGCAAAGUGAUAAGGAAAGAGCUGUGGAAUUCUUUUUAGCUGUAUUAGAGAGAAAAUUCAUUAAAUUCGGGCGACUAACAUGUUUCACAUUUAAUAAGGUUUUUUUUUUUUAAAGAUAAAUUAUGUAAUAUACAGUUCUCGUAUAUUAUUAUCGUAGAUGCGUUACUAAAAAUGUUUGGUCGAGUACAAUAGUAUACAAAAUAGAACGAAACAGAAAGUAUUUAGUACCUUGUGUACUAACAAUUCCGAUCACUGCCAGAAUGUAUUACAAGCAUCUCUAAUUGUGAUGUCACAUUCAUUCCAUUCCGUUCCAUGUAAUACUCUCGUGCGAUUUCUGCACCGAAAUAUUCUUCUGAUAAACUUGCGAUGAAUGUACAAGUCCAAUUACAAAAUAAACGAAUUUUUUAAGAAA
This is a messenger RNA of Solenopsis invicta (red fire ant), 2804 nucleotides long. Its product is annotated as protein RCC2 homolog. Lineage: Eukaryota; Metazoa; Arthropoda; Insecta; Hymenoptera; Formicidae. The transcript is spliced from 4 exons. Bases 156 to 1622 code for a protein of 488 amino acids. The record is from RefSeq and is a predicted model, not a curated record.